Eriocheir sinensis (Chinese mitten crab) is the source of this 2337-nucleotide messenger RNA. RefSeq names its product zinc finger protein 84-like. Gene Ontology annotation, molecular function: DNA-binding transcription activator activity, RNA polymerase II-specific; RNA polymerase II cis-regulatory region sequence-specific DNA binding. Bases 409 to 1647 code for a protein of 412 amino acids. The record is from RefSeq and is a predicted model, not a curated record. Gene Ontology annotation, cellular component: nucleus. NCBI's taxonomy places the organism in Eukaryota, Metazoa, Arthropoda, Malacostraca, Decapoda, Varunidae. The transcript has a single exon. Gene Ontology annotation, biological process: regulation of transcription by RNA polymerase II.
CUAACAGCCACCCCUGGUGCUGGUGCAGCAGCGAGGGUCUGAGGUGGGUGCCGUGCUGCGUCCUCACUGCUGCUGACUUCUGUUGCAGUGGAGGCUGCAGGGCCGGGCAGCAGCCUGAGGGGCCAGGACCAGCAGGAGCAGCCUGCCACUGCUGUGAGGAUCAGUGCCAGACCAUGCACUAUAGUACAGUGCAACUCCUUCAUCAUAUUUUGUGCCAAAGAAAAAAUUUAGUGCCAUAACUUUGAACAGCACCUUGCAUGCUCUGAUCAGGGGUGGUCAGGAGAACCACCACCACCUUGCUGCUGGCAUCUCCAGCCAUAAAGGAAAGGGAGAGUUUGAGUGAGAGAAGGUUUGAGACCGAGAGCAAGGUCACCAGACACAGCCUUGCACACACUGCUGAAGGGAAGCAUGAGUGCCAAGAGUGUGGGAAAAGACUCCCUGGGAAGGGUGACCUCAACAAACACACCCACAUACUCUGGUGGAAGAGCUCAUGAAUGCCAAGAGUGUGGCAAAGUGUUUGGUCAGAAGAGUGACCUUAAUAGACAUACCCUUACACACACUGGUGAAAGACCUCAUGAAUGCCUAGUGUGUGGCAAAGUGUUCAGUAGGAAGGGUAACCUUAACACACACACCCUUACACACACUGGUAAAAGACCUUAUGAAUGCCAAGAGUGUGGCAAAGUGUUCAGUAGGAAGAGUCAACUUAACGGACACACCCUUACACACACUGGUGAAAGACCUCAUGAAUGCCAAGAGUGUGGCAAAGUGUUCACUCAGAAAGGUAACCUUAACACACACACCCUUACACACACCGGUGAAAGACCUCAUGAAUGCCAAGAGUGUGGCAAAGUGUUCAGUAGGAAGAGUAGCCUUAACACACACACCCUUAUACACACUGGUGAAAGACCUCAUGAAUGCCAAGAGUGUGGCAAAGUGUUCAGUAGGAAGGGUCAACUUAACAGACACACCCUUACACACACUGGUGAAAGACCUCAUGAAUGCCAAGAGUGUGGCAAAGUGUUCAGUAGGAAGAGUCACCUUAACAGACACACCCUUACACACACUCAUGAAUGCCAAGAGUGUGGCAAGGUGUUCAGUAGGAAGAGUCACCUUAACACACACACCCUUACACACACUGGUGAAAGACCUCAUGAAUGGCAGGAGUGGGGCAAAGUGUUCAGUUGGAAGAGUGACCUUAACACACACGCCCUUACACACACUGGUGAAAGACCUCAUGAAUGCCAAGAGUGUGGCAAAGUGUUCACUCAGAAGAGUAACCUUAACACACACACCCUUACACACACUGGUGAAAGACCUCAUAAAUGCCAAGAGUGUGGCAAAGUGUUCACUCAGAAGAGUCACCUUAACACACACACCCUUACACACACUGGUGAAAGACCUCAUGAAUGCCCUGAGUGUAACAGAAGGUUCGGUGUGAAGGGUGAACUAAAUAGACACAUACUUACACACACUGGUGAAAGACCUCAUCAAUGCCUUGAGUGUGACAGAAGUUUCUUUUCUAAGGCUGAGUUGAACAACCACGUUGUCACACACUCUGAUCUGAGAGAGUUCAAGUGUGAUGUUUGUCUAAAACAUUUCAAGACCAAGCGGAGUAUUGCCAGGCACAUGAAGAUCCACUUCCCCUGAGGUGUUGUGUGGUGCUGCUGUAUGUGGUGGCGGUGGAGGACAGUGUUUGGCAACCCCGCCCUGGCUGAAGAACAAGACAAAAGAGAAAACAAAGAGAGAAAGACAGACGUGGAGGAACAACAAGAACAGAAAAUGAAAAAGGAAUGAAGUAGUAGUGAGUAGUGAACCUUCGCGCUGGUCGGAUGUGCUGCGCCUUGCUCGCGAAAGUGCUGAGUCGAUAUGGCUGGCCCACGGCCAACAGAAUAGAACGGUCCACCCGUGCGCAUCAUUGUGACGUCAGCGGUUUACGUCACCAGAAGUCGUCGAGAGAAAACGGAUGAUUUUGUAGCGUAAAUUAUUCUCUCUCUCUCUCUCUCUCUCUCUCUCUCUCUCUCUCUCUCUCUCUCUCUCUCUCUCUCUCUCUCUCUCUCUCUCUCUCUUAUUAUUAUUAUUAUUAUUAUUAUUAUUAUUAUUAUUAUUAUUAUUAUUAUUAUUACUACUGCUACUACACUAAUUACUUGAUCAUUAUAUCAUCAUUAGUAGUAAUAGUGCAAUUACUAUAAUUACUAGUAAUAUUAUAAUUAUUACUGUUAUUAUUACUGUUAUUACAAUUUAUCAUUGUUGUUGCCAUUAUAAUUAUUUUUUUUAUGUACGUACUAUUUGCUUUUCAAUCUAUAUUCCCUGUCUCCACGAAUGUUCCUAUGAACGAAA